GUGAGCUCCAACCAUUCGGGCGUAGCUGGAAUAGCCUCUUAGGUAGGGAAAAAAAAUCCAUGGCUCUAACAUGCAAUAGGGAGUUCAACUCAGCUCAAAAAAAGAAAUCUGUACAUCACAUGCAAAAGAUUGACAGAUUUUCUUUAUUGCGUAGAUGAAUUUAUGAGUGUUAAUAACGCGGAUUUCUCAUCUUGCGAUUUGGGGUCAAUAUUUUAAUUGUAUUAAACAACGCCUGUAAACCCUUCAGACCCGAACGCAUAGCUCCUUUGAUUUAAGCUGGGUGGAUGGUCAUAAUAUAACACUAAUAAAUACAAAUGUUUUAUACUUAGAUAACGCUGCUUGUUUAAUGUAAAUGGUGAAUCACAUAGCAGCUUUUUACGAGAUAAAAGGAAUAAUAAAGGAACCCAAAGACAGCUUAACUGGCCAAAUUAUCAUAUUUUAAGCAUGAACAGGGUGGCCAUUGCUAUAAAAGUGAAACUAAAAUAUUCUAGUUCGCUUGUGGAAGCGAGACUAACUUUUCGAUAGAGUAGACAUUUCUUUGGGUACUUAAGUGCUGUUUCAAGCAUAAGUGUAUAAUCUAUAUUUCAAGCUAUUUGUUGAAAUGUUGUAAAUAAAUAUGGCCGCGAGUCAUUCAAUAAUGAUGUAAACUUUUGUUUACUGUUUUUAAAUUAUUUUGAGAAAUGAUAAGUGAUUUUGAAAAUCUAUCCCUUAGUGGAAGCAAUGGUCCCAAUAAUCAUACUGAUCCAUUUACUCAUACGGAGCUGACAGCUGAACAGCAGAAGACUUUGAUUGAUAUACGACGUAGGAAAACAGAGUUACUGCUAGAAAUACAGCAACUUAAAGAUGAACUCGGCGAAGUGGUGGCCGAGCUGGAAGCCCUUGAUGGGCAGGAGGAGUGUAAGCAGAAUAGUAAAGCCAAACAGAUGAGCAUAGGAAGGAAGAAAUUUAAUAUGGAUCCAAAGAAAGGUAUCGAAUACCUUUAUGAAAAUGGUCUACUGCAGAGGACGCCGGAGGACGUGGCGCAGUUCCUUCACAAAGGCGAGGGACUGAGCAAAACCGCGAUAGGCGACUACCUCGGUGAACGAUCGGAAUUCAACGAGGCGGUACUAAAAGCCUUUGUCGAUCUCCAUGACUUCACUGAUUUAAUACUCGUGCAGGCUCUCAGACAAUUCCUAUGGAGUUUUCGAUUGCCCGGCGAGGCUCAGAAGAUAGAUCGGAUGAUGGAAUGCUUUGCCCAGAGAUACUGCCAGUUGAACCCCGAUAUCUUCACGAACGCGGACACGUGCUACGUUCUUAGUUUCGCCAUAAUAAUGCUGAACACGUCGCUGCACAAUCCGAGUGUUAAAGACAAACCGACACCUGAACAAUUCGUCGCGAUGAACCGGGGCAUCAAUAACGGGGGUGAUCUGCCGCAGGAGUUGCUCUUGUCAUUGUACGAGUCUAUAAAGACAGAGCCCUUUAAGAUACCCGAGGACGACGGAAACGAUCUCAUGCACACAUUCUUCAAUCCCGACAAAGAAGGCUGGCUGUGGAAGCAAGGCGGCAGAUACAAAUCGUGGAAGAGACGGUGGUUUAUACUGAACGACAACUGCCUGUAUUACUUCGAGUACACGACCGACAAGGAGCCGAGGGGGAUUAUUCCAUUAGAAAAUAUAUCUGUUCGUCCAGCCAGCGAUAGACAGCGACCACAUUGUCUAGAGCUAUACGCGAGCGGAGGGGCUGAUCUCAUCAAGGCGUGCAAGACCGACUCUGAGGGAAAAGUCGUCGAAGGAAAACAUACUGUCUACAGAAUGUCAGCGGCAACAGUGGAAGAGCGUGAUGAAUGGAUAGAGUGCUUGCGUCGUUCAAUAAGUCACAAUCCAUUUUACGACAUGUUGGCGCAGAGGAAGAAGAAGGCGCAACACAGCGGACACUCCGGCUCACACUAAAUUAUCCGAAACACUAUUGAUUAAAAUAAGAAUAGAAUUACCUUGUCGAUGAUGUGGAACUAUGAAAUGUCUGAAGCAAAAUAGUAAUACGCUUCCGAUUGAAGGGUUAGUCAGCUGAUUGAUUGAUUUGUUACUGGUGGUAGGACCUCUUGUGAGUCCGCACCGGUAGGUACCACCACCCUGCUUAUUUCUGCCGUGAAGCAGUAAUGCGUUUCGGUUUGAAGGGCAGGGCAGCCAUUGUAACUAUACUUGAAACCUUAGAACUUAUCUCGAGGUGGGUGGCGCAUUUACGUUGUAGAUGUCUAUGAGCUCCAGUAACCACUUAACACCAGGUGGGCUGUGAGCUCGUACACCCAUCUAAGCAAUAAAAAAAAAUGAUACCCUGUUCUAGUGAGAUAACUCACGUUUUGAGAUCGGUUGCGUAAUGCACGUCGUGAUGUCCUCGGGCACCGGCAACCAUUUAACACACGGCCUUAUUUUCAUAAGUAGGGUUGGCAAAAACGAUUUGCUGUUUAACUGGAACUGUUUUUUUUUUUAAUUCUCUUGUAUUUGCUAUUGAGAUUUUUUAAUAAUUUCCACCUAUAGUAGUUGGCCAAUAUUCCGAGAGAUCAGAUCAGAUUCGUAAGAUAAACGUGUCAAUCAACAAUUUGAUGUUUAGCCUUGUGUAUAAUGGGAUCGGGAAAAUUGACUAUAUGAAGUACUGUGUGGGUGAUCUGUAAGUGUCAUAAAGUACAGAGUAAAAGACAUGUGAAUGACGUAUUAAGAGAACAAUUUAAAUUUCACGUUUCAGUGAUUAACUGAGAAGCUUCUUGAAAUAGAUUUUGGCUUGCCAACGUGGUGCCAGUCAAAUAUAUGAUACUACUACUAUAACUGAAAUCAUUUAGAAGAAAUAUUUAAAAAUACAAUUUAAAUAAUCAGAUGUCAGAUUCUGCGUCUCGUGUGUCUCGUGAAUGUAGUCAUCUCGUUGUUUAUCAUGCAAAUCAAAUCAAAUAAUGUAAAUCGCUGUGUGUAAAGAGAACAUUCUAAAAGGCGAAACGAGAAUGAACUAUUAUGGAUGUGUAUGGUUGUCGUUUUAAUAUCGAUUUUAUCGUUUUAAUAUCGAUCGAUUUUAAUAAAAUCGAUAAGUUAAAUUCUCUUAAUUGGCAGUUAGCUGGUAACCGUCCCACGAGAUAGGAAAUUGAAUUAUUUUACGAAGAGGUUGUCUGUGGGUAGAGGUUAUUCGUUGAAGUACUUGCGUUAUCCGUGACAGCUUUAUAAUAUGAAAUCGAGUCGUGAUUAGCUGAACGCUAGCUGGCUUGAAUGGUUUAGCAGCUAACUAGUGGCAUCUAUGAUUCGUAUGAAAGAUGAGAAGUGAGAAGUAGCAUAUAGAAGUGGUCCAGAAAAUGUAUAGUAGCGUAGUGAAUGACGAUUUUUUUUUUUGUUUGAAAUAUUUGUUUUGCGGAAUAAAGAAAACUGGACCGUAGCCUAUUAGACGAAACGUCCAUAUUCGUACUGAUCGUAGAGAAUAGUAUACUCCAAUAAUUGUGAUAUUUUAAAAUCAUUGGUGACGGACAAUCGUAUGUACACUUUUACAAAGAGCUCGAGCAGACGUUGCUGCCGCGGCGCUGUCGGUAAUAAUUUCGUUUUGUACGCUGUACAUUGCUGGGAAGCCAAACAGGCAAAUUUCGAAUUUAAUUACAAAAUUGUAGAUUUUCAAAGAAUUUAUGGGAUUCAUUAAAAUGCUCUUCUUACAACCAAUAACUUGAACAUACAUCUUACAUCUUGUAUUUAUUGAACAAUUGUAUUGAAUUUUUACUUUACUUGUUAUUGGCGGUAGGACGUCUUGUGAGUUCGCGCGGGUAGGUACCACCGCCCUACUUCUGCCGUGAAGCAGUAACGCGUUACGGCAGAAAAGUAGGUUGAAGGGUAGGGCAGCCGUUGUAACGAUACUGAGAACUUAGAACUCAUAUCUUAAAGUGGGCGGCAUUGACGUUGUAGUUGUAGAUGUCUAUGGGCUCCAGUUACCACUUAACACCAGAUGGGCCGUGAGCUCGUCCACGCAUCUAAGCAAUACGUUGCACUGGACAAUCAGUAUGCUCAUUCUUAUUUUUAUUUGUUAAAUUCGAUUUUCGUCAAGUCACGGGUAUUGUUUGCGGCCAGCAAUGUAUGCGAAAUGUAUGACGUGAGAAUAUGCAAAAAUCAUGUGACGAAUAUAGCGGCGGCGGUACCGUCUACACGAGUCUCUAUAGUUUCAUGAAAAUCGAACGUACCGUAUAGACAUUGUCCUCGUGUAUAAACGAAUGUAAGACUGAUAAUGAAAACGUUACGUACGUUUUUUUUUGUUGUCUUUGUUGAAUCGUAAUGGAAUUCGUUAAUAUACAAAUUGUUUUAAAUGUCAUGUUGUCGCUUUGUUUCCGUAAUAAGCUGUAUUAUCAGUGUUUGCCGGUAAAAAUUUUGUUAAUUUUAAUAUUUUGUUUUUGUAAUCCGUACAUGGUUUAUCGUGUGUUUGUUACAUUAUUGCUUUGACAAUGAUUCUCAUACUGUACUUUUAAAAGCUGAAACAUAUAGAAUUUGUUUUUUUUGGCUGAAUAGUAAAUUCAUUGUAGGAAAGGUAUUGAAGAAAAGUAUUAAUUUAAAUUAAUUUUAUAUGUAUCGUAAAAGGCAAUUGUGUGCGUACAUGAAUGAAUAGUGUAAUAGCCCGUAAUUUUAUUAGCAAAUACGUUAGCUGUUGUAAGUUUAUAAAUGUGUAAAUAUUGCGUUUGAAAGAUGAAAUUGAAUUUCGAAGUGAUAUUUCGGUAUGUAUAUUUCAACAAUAAUUUUGUAAGGAAUCUGGCUCAUAUAUAAUAAUAUAUUCAAUCGAUCAGUCGUUAAGUUAUUCUUUCAUUACUCUCUUUUACCACUCUAGUUAAAAAUAAUAAACGAAAUGUCAGUGGGUGUACUGUAAUCUUAACUUUAUCUACUUCGCAAUAAGUGCUCAUUUUACAUGCUCUACAUCUUGCAUAUAACUUUUUAUAAUAAUAAAUUUAAAUAAACUAAAAUUUUAUAGAAAGGUAAAUAUAUUUUGAACCACUAGUAUUUUGUUUGAAUGGUUAUUAAUUUUAUUAGUAAGAUAUGCAGGUCUGUUAUUAAUUUACAAAUUGUGUUUAAAUUUUGAAUGAUGGUAACACAUUCUCAGUGUUGCCAUGACCAAAAGGGUUUUGACAUGCGAAAAUCGUUUUAUAAUUUACGCCACCCUAAGUUUACAGAACUGUGCCUAAUAUUGAUCUGUAAUUAGUUUUAAAUUUAAUUUUAGUGCCUCUAUUAUUUUAAAUGCGCUGUAAAACUGCUUCGAGAAUGUUAAUUUAUCUCAAUUGUAUAAUGUUUUUAUAUUAUUAUGAUCAUAAUAUGUGCAUAGUGAUGGUGUUGUAAAUAAUUUUGUAAGAAAAUGAGAAUAUACAUAAAUAUCUUUA
Messenger RNA from Bombyx mori (domestic silkworm), 5356 nucleotides. It is a transcript of the gene step, whose product is annotated as cytohesin-1. The transcript has 9 exons. Bases 681 to 1928 code for a protein of 415 amino acids. Gene Ontology annotation, biological process: regulation of ARF protein signal transduction. The record is from RefSeq and is a predicted model, not a curated record. Gene Ontology annotation, molecular function: guanyl-nucleotide exchange factor activity. Lineage: Eukaryota; Metazoa; Arthropoda; Insecta; Lepidoptera; Bombycidae.